GCAUGCGCACUAACACAACGUGCCGAUACUUCCCAGGAUUUAUCAACAAAUGAACGUACACUACAUCACAUCUGCUACUCAGCGAAGCAUAGUCUGAGCUGUUCCGAUUCAGUAAUCAUACAACAUUUUACGCGGAACUGCUUUUCGUUGCGGUAGUAAGUGUCCACUGUAGUGUAGUUUUCUGAGAGUGUUUAUAUUCGACUGUAGGUAUCAUGGAAUAGCAGCACUGCUCUUCGCAUCCAUGAACUGAGUGUCAUAAAGUUCUCGGUCACGGCAUGUACUCUCUGUGCUGGAUUUUUUGAUGGGGCUUUUAAGAUUAAAGAUGCCGCCGAAGUUUCAGCUACUAGCUCUGUUGGCUUUCGCCAUUACGAUGAUCUUUUUGGAAAACCAAAUUCAGAAGCUCGAGGAGUCACGGGGGAAGCUAGAGCGAGCCAUUGCCAGACAUGAGGUACGAGAGAUUGAGCAACGGCACAUUCAAGAGGGGGCGAAGGAGGCCCUGGUAGAGGAGGACGAUCUGGUGGUCAUCUACAACCGAGUGCCCAAAACAGCCAGUACCUCCUUCACCAACAUCGCCUACGACCUGUGCAACAAGAACCACUACCAUGUGCUGCACAUCAAUACCACCAAAAACAAUCCCGUCAUGUCCCUUCAGGAUCAGGUACGGUUUGUAAAGAAUGUGACGUUAUGGAAGGAGAUGAAGCCUGCGUUCUACCAUGGGCAUGUUUCCUUUCUGGACUUCACCAAAUUUGGAGUAAAGAAAAAGCCUAUUUACAUAAAUGUUAUCCGGGACCCUAUUGAGCGUCUGGUGUCUUACUAUUAUUUCCUGCGCUUCGGGGAUGACUACAGACCAGGUCUGCGACGCAGAAAGCAAGGAGACAAAAAGACAUUUGAUGAGUGUGUAGCUGCUGGAGGAUCUGACUGCGCUCCAGAGAAACUCUGGCUUCAGAUUCCCUUCUUCUGUGGUCAUUACUCUGAGUGCUGGAACAUUGGCAGCAAAUGGGCUUUGGAGCAAGCCAAAUACAACCUGGUGAAUGAAUACAUGUUAGUUGGCGUGACAGAGGAGUUGGAAGACUUUGUUAUGAUGUUGGAGGCAGCCCUCCCUCGCUUUUUUAAGGGGGCCACAAAGCUCUUUCGGACAGGGAAGAAAUCGCACUUAAGGAAAACGAGCGAGAAGAAGCCCCCCACCAAAGAGUCUAUAGCCAGACUGCAGCAGUCAGACAUCUGGAAAAUGGAGAAUGAGUUUUAUGAGUUUGCACUAGAGCAGUUCCAGUACGUUCGGGCUCACGCGGUGAGAGAAAAAGAUGGAGAACUGUACCUGCUGGCACAGAACUUUUUCUAUGAGAAAAUCUACCCAAAGACUACCUGAGACUCAGCGGUGCUCCAUAACACUGUAUGCUGUGGUCGGAAACACUGGAGGGAGGACUCAAUCCAUUCUGCCUGACUGUUCUCCAUCUGGAUGUGUGCAUUUAGAGCAACUCAAACUAGUCCGUGCCGCAGGGAAGAGUCUUGGGGCCAAAUAGCUUUCAAGAGCUUUAUCCCCCAAUACAUAACUCCUCAAAGAAAGCUUAAAAGCUCUCUAAUGAGUGACUGAGGUCUUGUUUGUGUCGUUAUUCUGCAUUAGGGAUUUGAUACAGGUGCGGCCACAUUUCACAACGUUUUGUUAUUGGAUUUAAUAAAUGCUUAUAUGGUUAUAGUUUUGGGAGAGUUUUUACAUCUUCAGUACAGAUGACUGCUAAACAUUCUUUUUCAAUACUUUAUUUCUUGGACUUUUUAUAAGGCUAUUUAUGGGAUUUAUUGGAAAGAAAAACAGAUGUGGAUGUACUUCACGUGGUUAAAAAUGUAUCUUGUCUUUGAAAUACUAGAAAAAA
Carassius carassius (crucian carp) is the source of this 1868-nucleotide messenger RNA. RefSeq names its product heparan sulfate 2-O-sulfotransferase 1a (gene hs2st1a). Gene Ontology annotation, molecular function: heparan sulfate 2-sulfotransferase activity. Bases 302 to 1366 code for a protein of 354 amino acids. The record is from RefSeq and is a predicted model, not a curated record. NCBI's taxonomy places the organism in Eukaryota, Metazoa, Chordata, Actinopteri, Cypriniformes, Cyprinidae. The transcript is spliced from 7 exons. Gene Ontology annotation, cellular component: membrane.